Verticillium alfalfae VaMs.102 is the source of this 984-nucleotide messenger RNA. RefSeq lists its product as hypothetical. Bases 1 to 984 code for a protein of 327 amino acids. The transcript has 3 exons. The record is from RefSeq and is a predicted model, not a curated record. NCBI's taxonomy places the organism in Eukaryota, Fungi, Ascomycota, Sordariomycetes, Glomerellales, Plectosphaerellaceae.
AUGCUUGCGGCGUCAGGACUGCUUAAGCCGAUACUUCCGGUCGCGAUACUUCUGGCAUGCUUUUGGUGGGGUUUCCAGUUAUUUCAAUGGAAUCCUGUGACGGCACCUCCAUCUAGCACACGACAUCCCGCGAAUGAUCAUACCGCUGCAACACGCCCAGAUCGGCCACUGAUCCUGUACGCCUAUGCAGAAUCCGCUACGGCGCGUGAGAACCUUGAUUUCUUCCUCCGCAAAGGUCUUCACGAUGCGGCCGACUUUGUAUUCAUCUUCAAUGGCGAGACGAAUGCCUCCCAACUCGUGCCCGAUGCAUCCAACAUUGAGAUCGUCGAGCGCUCCAACACGUGCUUUGACCUCGGUGCCUAUGGGGAGGUUCUACGGAAAGACGACCUUUGGACAAAAUACAAGCGCUUCAUUCUGCUGAAUGCUAGCAUACGGGGGCCAUUUCUGCCGACGUGGAGCUCGAGCUGCUGGUCGGAUCUGUUCCUCGAUAGGCUGACUGCGAAGAAGAAGCUCAUUGGCAUGACGUUGAACUGCCAACCGAGAAUGCAUAUUCAGUCCAUGAUCAUGGCCACCGACACGAUUGGCAUGUACAGCUUGCUCGACCCAGUCCUCGCGGCCUCAGCUUCUGUUGCCGAUCAAUUCGGCACUGCAGAUGAUCCUAUAGGGCUGAGCGGCUGCUAUCGCGACUGGAACGCCGCUGUGCAUGCAGAGGUAGGCACCACAAGCCUCAUCACCUCCGCAGGGUAUGAAGUUGAUGCCCUCAUGACGGCGUUGCAUUCGGAAAGGAGCGCAGAGGAAUACUGCAAGGCCCAUCCUGAUUCGGGCGACUUAUUAUGGGACAAGAAGUACUUCGGGGGUAACAUACAUCCCUACGAGACAGUCUUUGCCAAGACAAACAGGAACGUUGACAAGGAGUUUAUGGCAGCCUUGACGGAGUUUCACCUGCGGUCGGAGAUCACGAGCUACACAGCAUGUAGUUCAUGA